GUUCGCAGACCGGGGCGGCCGGAAUGCCAUUGCACUUUCUUGGCGUUCACCCGAAAGGACAGAAUUUGAGGCAAACCUGACCGGCCACACGGUUUGGGCGCAUCCGCCGCGAGCGUUGUUUCGAUCCGUCUUGGAGUUUUUGAAUGCCCACCUCGUACAAAACCCUGGUACACGCAUCGUGCUACUUUGCCCAGAAGACAGCCGGGCGCCCUGGUUCCGCCCCGCACUGCUGCGGCGGCGGUUCCGGGUCAGGUCUUGGCCGGCCAGGUCUGACUUGUUUCGGUGGUUCCACGGAGACUCGUGGAGCCGAGGGCCGCGCACUGACUUGCCAUACUUGCUGCUGCAGUCCUGGCAGCCGAACCGGCGGAAGCGCAAACGAUAAAACACAUCAUCGUAAUCCAACCCGGAUCGUUGUUGCCGCCAUCCCUGCUUGCGCAGCGUGCCUCUCCGUAGCCAGCGGCUCGAGUGCCUUGUCUGUUCGGCGCGCAAAGCUUUCCGAUUGUUUCGCAGUCUACUUCCACAGUCCACGGCCAUGGACGAGGAGGCCGUCAAGAACUUGAUUGCCACUGCAAUGGAGGAGGCCAGCAAGCCGGGAGGCAAAGUCUACCAGGCGAUCGUCGACUCCUUCGCCGCGGGGCAGGCGGGAGCCCAGGCCGUCGACGUGUCUGCCGCGAGCGCUUCCACCAGGGCGGUCUCGCAGGCCCUCUUGCCGGCAGGAGAGAUCACGGCCGCCAUCUCGAAGGAAUUCGACCAGAGGGCGGACGCGGAGUACCCGUACAGGGCCAAGCUCCGCUCCCUCACCACGGAUCAGUGGUCGGCGGCCUGGAGGAACCUCGUCGUGGAGGCGGGCGCGGCAACCCAGGCGGCGGACGCGGUCGCAAAAGACCCGGCCAUGGCAAACGUCCUCGCUUUGCAGGCGGCGCACCCGCAGAACCCAGAACUUCUCGUUUUGAAGAGCGCGGCCACGUUGAAGUACGCAGCCAGAUUGAAGUGGAAGCCUAUCUGCUUGCCCAGCUUCGGGGGGGGAUCCGACCGCCUACCGGUGUUUCUACAGGAGAGGGCUGACUCGCAGGACAGCGCGGUCAAAGCGUUGGCCCGUUCCUUUCUCCAUGUGUAUUCACUUUUGGAAAAGCGGCACACGGUCGCACAGGCUGCAAAGAAGGACGGGCCAGCAAAAGCCGCUGAGCAGCGGGCGGAGUUGAUGGACCUUGUCUGCUUCGUCAUCAAGUCGCACAAGACGAGGACCACCAAGGCGUCCGCCAACUCGCCGCUGGACACGGAGAUCAUGGUCAAGGACUUCGGGGUCGACGUCCUGCUGGGCGAGGCAGCUCUCGCGGCGCGCGGCGUCCCGCAGAAGCGCCCCGCGGCCGCGGACAGGGGCUCGGGGUCGGGCGGCCCUUCGCCCAAAGCCGCCCGGGCGGUCGAGCCGGGGCAGCAGCCGCUCCAGACCGGCCAGCCGGCGCAGGCCUCUCUGGGCGGAGGGGAUUCCACCCGGACCACCAAGAAGCAGCUGGGAAGCUGGCCUCGCACGCUUCCCCGGCUCGCACCCAGGCCUGGAUGGACGGGAAGUUCAAGCUCGACGACGUGCACCGGCAGGCGAUGACGGAGGUCACGCGCGUGAUCUGCCGGAAUUGCCUCCUGAGCAAAAAGGGAGCAGUGAGGCACUCGCUGAAGGAGUGCCGCGACGCCGGCAAUCCGAGCUUCAUCCCACGCACGAAGUGCACGAAGGCCGGGCGCAAGGAUAGCAUCCUCCACUGGGUAUCUGAUUGGCCGCGCUAGGCCGCCAGCUCAGCAGCCCGGCCGGCCGCCCGCCGAGAUGCAUGUAAUCUGCGCACGUGUGCCUCGGGAUCGCAGCACUGCCUUCGUCUCCCAUAUGUUAAAUACAUUUUUCUGCUAACCGAACCCCCAUCCAUAUCACCCGCAGCGCGCGCGAGCGCCACGCCCAAAACAAUCACUCAUUCAUCUGCCUCUGUGGGCCGGGAUUCUGCCUGGGGCCCUGGGAGGCGGCGGCUUGCGCGCCGAGGGCGCGUGGUCGGAUGUUCACGCGCGUGCUUCCGUGGCCCCCCAACGGCGGGGUCGCGCACUCUCAACGUGCCAAGCAGGCUUCGCUCAGAGUCUCUGGAAAAUCUCCCACGGUACGAGCAGUUUGGGAUCGUGCAGAUUCCC
This is a messenger RNA of Prorocentrum cordatum, 2166 nucleotides long. NCBI's taxonomy places the organism in Eukaryota, Dinophyceae, Prorocentrales, Prorocentraceae. The record is from the annotation of a GenBank genome assembly.